GAGAGAGAGAGAGAGAGAGGGAGAGAGAGAGCGGGGACGUUCAUAGCAACGCAAUUCUAUUAUUUGGUUUCUCGGGGUGAGGAAAGAAGAAAGGUUCUCCAGAAUUCACAUGGAGGAAGAUAGGGCAAAGAGCGCAGAGCCACCAGAAAAUAGGCCAAUUCGAGUAUACGCUGAUGGAAUCUACGAUCUCUUCCACUUUGGUCACGCCCGUUCUCUCGAGCAAGCCAAGAAGCUGUUUCCUAAUACUUACCUGUUGGUUGGGUGCUGCAAUGAUGAAAUCACUCACAAAUAUAAGGGUAAAACUGUCAUGACUGACAAGGAGCGAUAUGAGUCUCUUCGCCAUUGCAGGUGGGUUGAUGAAGUGAUCCCUGAUGCACCAUGGGUGCUUACACAAGAGUUCCUUGACAAACAUCAGAUUGACUAUGUGGCCCACGACUCUCUUCCUUACGCUGAUACAAGUGGGGCUGGAAAGGAUGUCUAUGAAUUUGUGAAAGCUAUUGGAAAAUUUAUGGAAACAAAACGAACUGAUGGGAUCUCAACAUCAGAUAUCAUAAUGAGGAUUGUCAAAGAUUACAAUGAGUAUGUAAUGCGUAAUUUGGCACGUGGAUACACAAGAAAGGAUCUGGGCGUUAGCUAUGUGAAGGAAAAGCGGCUCAGAGCACACAUGGGACUGAAAAAGUUGGGUGAGAGAGUGAAAAAGCAGCAAGAAAAAGUUGGCGAAAAGAUACAAACAGUAGCUAAAACUGCUCGUGUGCACCGAAAUGAAUGGGUGGAGAAUGCUGAUCGACUGGUUGCUGGGUUUCUUGAGAUGUUUGAAGAAGGUUGCCAUAAAAUGGGAACCGCCAUCAGAGAUAGAAUUCAGGAGCAACUAAGGAAGCCACAGUUGACAGGUUUAAUAUGUGACAAAGAUCACGAUGACGAGGAGGAUGAUGAUGAUGAUGAGUAUUACUAUGAUUACAGCACUGAGGAAGAGGAUUACAGUGAUGAAGACAAAUGAUAAGGCUUCUUUGUUAUUGAUUUGAGUGCCGCUAGUUUUGUGCCAAAUUGACAAUGCAUGUUUGUAAUUAACCACAACUAAAUUUAGGUGUUUUCUUUUUCCUCAAAACUGAAUCAAGAUUGUGGUUUAGUUUGUCAUCCAAAAGCAAUAAAUUUAUGGACUAAUAAUUUA
This is a messenger RNA of Manihot esculenta (cassava), 1168 nucleotides long. RefSeq names its product choline-phosphate cytidylyltransferase 1. Gene Ontology annotation, molecular function: choline-phosphate cytidylyltransferase activity; phosphatidylcholine binding. Lineage: Eukaryota; Viridiplantae; Streptophyta; Magnoliopsida; Malpighiales; Euphorbiaceae. The coding region runs from base 110 to 997 and encodes 295 amino acids. The transcript has 8 exons. Gene Ontology annotation, biological process: CDP-choline pathway. The record is from RefSeq and is a predicted model, not a curated record.